This is a messenger RNA of Hemiscyllium ocellatum (epaulette shark), 1269 nucleotides long. Its product is annotated as interleukin-8-like. Bases 60 to 353 code for a protein of 97 amino acids. Gene Ontology annotation, molecular function: CXCR chemokine receptor binding; chemokine activity. Gene Ontology annotation, cellular component: extracellular region. Lineage: Eukaryota; Metazoa; Chordata; Chondrichthyes; Orectolobiformes; Hemiscylliidae. The transcript is spliced from 4 exons. Gene Ontology annotation, biological process: antimicrobial humoral immune response mediated by antimicrobial peptide; inflammatory response; chemokine-mediated signaling pathway. The record is from RefSeq and is a predicted model, not a curated record.
GUGACACUGAAGUAGACAGAAGAUCUUCAGCAGAAAUCUAUUCAACAACAAAGUCAAAAAUGAACAGAGCAGCAGCUGUACUGACUGCCAUCCUGCUCCUGUGUGCUAUUGCUGCUCAAGGCAUUCCAAUCCCGGGUACUCAAGGUCGGUGUCUGUGCCCUGAGAAUCCCAGCUCCAAUUUUAUUAAUCCGAAAACCAUUCAGAGUUUGCAAUACAUUCCCAAAGGGUCACACUGUGAGAGACAAGAGAUAAUCAUUACCAUGGAAACUGGGAAGAUUGUUUGUGUGAGCCCCAAUGCCAAGUGGGUGAAGAUUAUCUUUAAAUCCAGGCAAGGUUCCAUAACUAAGAAUUGAAGCUGCGAUGGAACUCACUUGAUUGCCCCCCCCCCCCCACGGAAGUUGCUGUACAGUGAACACUGAAGUGAAGAAGCUCUGUGCAGGGCACUCACUUUCUGAUAUCACUGUUCGAUAUGUUGUUCGAGCAGUUCCCCUGGAUCGAUCCUCUGAAACAUACUUCAUUGUUUAACCUACUUCCACUGUAACUGUCUACACAGAGCCUAAGAAAUCCGGCUGCUGUUGUGAAAUGUUGUGCUGUGCUGUGCUGGGGCAAGUGAAGGAGCAAGAACUGUGUUUUGAGGAGUUGUAAGUGGGAAAAUACAGAACAGCGAACAAAUCGCUGCAGGGAUUGUGACUGGAAACUGUUUAACAUUGUGUUGAUUCUGGAGGCCAAAAAGUGCCCUCUCACAAAGUUGUUAUAAUAUUUCUUGAGCAAAUGCUACACUCUAUUGGAACAAUCUAGGAGAAUAUGGGGAUAAUGUGGCAGGGAGGGAGGGAAGCUGGCGGUGGGCAAUGCAGAAAUACUAUCAUGUGACAUUGUUUAAACUAAAUUACAAUCCAAAUUUAAUCUCAUCUUUCUAUUGCUGUUGAUGGCCGGUGUAUCCGACGUGAUGUAUUGAAGGCAUGCUAUAGGUAAAAGCUUUGAAUUGUUGACUAAACAUACUUUAGUUCCAGUGUGAACUAAGGUCAAACUUCAAGUUCAAUUAAUUGACAUUAACAAUGCCACGAUGUUACUGCAGUGUUUAUGAAUCACUAACAUUGUAAGUGAACCCUGGGACUUUGCUGAUAUAAUAUCAGAAUCUUUCCAAAGUUGAUGUCUGUGGAGAGAAUGUCUCUGUAGAAAUGAUGUUUGUGUGAAGUACUUACAUUUUUGGAGAUUAUGGUGCUUAUCAUGUAAUAUUAACAGGAAGGAAAGUUGUGUUAUGAAUGUGAU